Molecule: messenger RNA, 1104 nt
Organism: Trichoderma gamsii
Lineage: Eukaryota; Fungi; Ascomycota; Sordariomycetes; Hypocreales; Hypocreaceae
Exons: 4
Coding region: 1-1104 (367 amino acids)
Source: RefSeq, a predicted model, not a curated record
AUGGCCGAAACACAUGAAUCCGUAUCAAGCCUAGGAAUUCCGCCAUCUCAAUACGUCGUUGAUGUAUCCGUUAUUGACAGUACCACUCAUGUUGAGGUGCCGCUGGGAUUCUUCAUAAGAAACCCCUUGACUGGACAUGAUACCCUGAAUUGUCCAUCCUACGUCUUUCUUAUUGAGAGUCAUCAAGGAAAAAGAGUUCUCUUUGAUUUGGGCCUGCGGAAGGAUACGGUGUCAUUCCCUCCAGUAAUUCGCAGUGGUAUGGCGAAUUUGAUUAUGAAGACUGAGAAGGAUGUCGCUACUAUUCUUAAAGAUGAUGGCCGUCUUGCACUUGCCGACAUCAAUAGCAUUAUAUGGAGCCACUGGCAUGCAGACCAUACUGGUGACCCAUCUACUUUUCCACCCACUACAGAGCUUGUGGUGGGCCCCGGGUUCAAGAACAAGCUUCUUCCAGGAUAUCCUGCGGAUCCCAACGGUCUAAUCCUUGAAAGCGACCAUGCAGGGAGACUACUACGUGAAAUCGACUUUCGCACUGGGCUGAAGAUUGGUCAAUUCCGCGCCAUGGACUUUUUCGGUGACGGCAGCUUUUAUUUGUUAGACGCCCCCGGUCAUGCCAUCGGGCAUAUGUGUGCCUUAGCACGGACCACGCCUACGACAUUCAUAUUCAUGGGUGGAGACGGUUGUCACCAUUGCGGAUGUCUGAGGCCGGCCAACGAACUACCGAUACCAAAAGAAGUCUCACCAUCUCCAUUCUCAAAUCCCCCACACUCACCAGGCUCUGUCUGUCCUGGAUCUCUCCUUGCAGAAAUUCACCCCAAAAAAAGUCGCACGGAGCCUUACUACACCCAAUUAUCGGCCGCGGAGGGACGCGAUGUGCCUGAGGCCGAAGCAACUAUCUUGAAGAUGAUAGCGUUCGAUGAGAGUCAAGAUGUUUUUGUCAUAAUUGCGCAUGAUAAUACCCUUUUGGACGUCAUUGACUUCUUUCCUGAAACAGUGAACGCGUGGAAACAGAAGGGUUGGAAGGGGACUAGUAGAUGGAGGUUUUUGACUGAUUUUAAAGAUGCUGCUGCGGAGGCUGAUCUUAUAAAACCCGCUGGGAGAUGGUAA